This is a messenger RNA of Microstroma glucosiphilum, 3303 nucleotides long. RefSeq lists its product as hypothetical. The coding region runs from base 1 to 3303 and encodes 1100 amino acids. The record is from RefSeq and is a predicted model, not a curated record. Gene Ontology annotation, molecular function: RNA binding. Lineage: Eukaryota; Fungi; Basidiomycota; Exobasidiomycetes; Microstromatales; Microstromataceae. The transcript has a single exon.
AUGCCUCCCAAGAGAUAUUUCGAGGAGCAAGGGGAAAAGGCAGCAGAUGCAGAGGCCGCUGGCUCCUCAUCUGCAGCCCGCCAAAAUACGACUCUCUUCGUCUCACGCUUGCCAUUCACGGCCACUUCAGUCGACCUGCAGACCCUCUUCUCCGAUGUAGGACCACUCAAGAGAGCCUUCGUAGUGACAGACCAGGAGACCAAAAAGUCAAAGGGCGUCGGAUACGUUACCUUUGCCGUAGCGGAAGAUGCAGAGAGGGCUCUGACCGAGCUGCAAGGCAAGAAACUCGACGGCAAGAGAGCCAUUGCCGUCUCAUGGGCAGAUGACAAGCCCACCAGGAAGGAGCGGGCUGAAGGAGCAGGCGCUCCACCAGUCAAGAGGCCUCGCGUUGCAGUUCCCGCCGGGCAAAGAGUUCCUGCUACCCCUCGAGAUCCAUCCUCCUCAUCCUCCGCAUCCAAGGAUCCAGACGCUGUGCGGACAUUGAUCCUCUCUGGUCUUCAGGCAUGCACGCCGCCAGCAGACGCAAAGACCUUAUACAAGCGAGCGAGGAAGAUUGGCGAUGUAGACAAUGUCAUCUACCCAGGUCCAUCACCUCAAGGUGGACCCAAGCCCGAUCCCGACGUCGCACAUGUCAUCUUCCGUACACCCAACCAUGCAGCAACUGCUGUUACAAAGCUUCACGCACAUACCUUCAAGGGCGCUCUGCUCUCCGCUGUACUCAAGCGACGAGCGGACGGUGUAGCCAAGCUCAAUGCAAGGAUGAGGCCAGAGACCAGAGAAAGGAUGGAGAAGAGGCGCAAAGAGGUGGAAGAAGCCUCAAAGGGCGCUGAUGGCUCCAUUGCCCACCUACCAGCCGUGGAUAGCAUCCCUGUCGCAGGAAUCAGUCAGGAGAGUCGGUUGAUCAUCAGGAACUUGCCUUGGGACGUCACCACUUCGGACCUGCGGGCCGUCUUCCUACCAUUCGGACCCAUCUACAAGAUUGACAUUCCACAAGCUUUGCCAAAGACAGGCCAGCAGCCAUCAAAGCCGGCCGCCGUCCAGGUUGAGACCCUCGAAGACACGAUCAAGGUCGAAGAUGGCGCGGAGGAGAAGGACAGUGAAGAGGGAGACGAGAGCGAGGAGGAGGACAGCAACAGCCAUGAUGACGAGACAGGGAGCGACAGUAGCGACUCAUCCUCCGAGGAUGAUGAGCACAGCGUUGCCAGCAGCCCUGAGGAGUCAGAUACCUUGCCAAAGUCUACGCCAAGCGCUGCUCCUGCUGCUCCUGCUGCCGCGAAGACCAAAGGUCGAGGCUUCGGCUUUGUCUGGCUCGUAUCACGCUCGGAUGCUGCUCGCGCUCUAGAAGGUGUCAAUGGCAAGCCCAUCCGCCAUGGCGAAGCCGAAAAGAUUGCCGCCAAGACGGCCAAGGGGUCCAAAGGAAGGCUCAUGGCCAAGGAGAAGCUCAAGGAGGUCAGAGAAUCCGCUCAACCAGAGCGCAUUGUUGCUGUUGACUGGGCGUUGACCAAGGAUGAAUGGAAGAAGAAGGAAGAGGAGACGGAUGGCGAAGAGACGGAGGCUGACGGUGAUGCUGACGACGAUGACCUCGAGGAUGGAUCGGACGACGAUGCCGGAUCUGAGGAAGACGAGGAAGAGGACGUCAAGCCUGCCCUUCCCACUCCUUCUGAAGGCACGACACUCUUCGUCCGCAAUCUGCCUUUCGAAGCUACCGAGCCUGAGCUCCUCACUCUCUUCAAGCAAUUUGGCGCCGUCCGCUACGCACGCAUCACAAUGGAUCGAUCUACCAACCCACCGCGCAGCAAAGGAACAGGCUUCGUAUGCUUCUGGACCAAGGAGGCCGCUGUGGAAGCCCUGCAAAGAGCCAGGGACGUUGAGCAAGAGGCGGGGAGCGGCAUCACCGCUCCACCUCUCAAGGCGGGCCAGAACCCCUUCAGCAUGACCUCGGUCCUGACCGUGGACCCUUCUGCACCACUGACUGCCUCUUUUAACAUUCGCGGACGCAUCCUGAACGUCAUUCCUGCUGUGGAGAGGGAAAAGGCAGACUCACUCACAGCAGCGGGUAUCAAGGCUCGUCAGAAGCAAGACAAGCGCAACACCCAUCUCAUGAGAGAAGGUGUGCCUCUGCCCAAUACCCCCAUGGCGGAGCAGCUUGCUUCCAACCCCAAUGAGAUUGAAAAGCGUCUAGGCUCCUUCAGUCAAAGGCGCUCACAGCUGUCCAUCAAUCCUUCCCUGUACAUCUCCAAGACGCGUCUUUCGAUCCGCCAACUUCCCCUCUUCUGCACCGACAGGAUGCUCAAGCGGCUGGCCAUUCACGCCAUCAAAGCCUUCAAGGCCGAAGUAGCCGAGGGCAAGCGUCAGGAUCUAGAUGUCGAUGAGCUAGCCGAUCGCACCUUUUCCCUGGCGUCAAAGCCGCCCAAGAAGGGGGAGCGCUCCACCUCCGUCGUGCAGUCCAAGAUCGUUCGCGCCAUCGAUCGACCGGACCCAAUGACGGGUGUGGGCCGCUCAAAGGGAUUCGGUUUCCUCGAAAUGAGGAGUUUCGGAGAAGCACUGAGGGCAUUGAGAUGGUUGAAUGCAAACAAGGACGUGCAGAAGUUGAUGAUUGAGUGGUACAUUGAGGAGCUGGAGGAUCUACGUAAGAAGCUCGAGGGAGAAAUUGCCGAAAAGGACUCGAGCUCGGGCUCGGGUUUGGUGGACAAGGUCAAGAACAAACCUUCCAGCAGCACCCCCGGCUCCGGCUCUAGUGAGGAUCUCCCCUCCCGCCUCAAGCGAGUCCUCUCCAAGCAAGCCGAGCUCAAAGAAUCCGGUGCCCGUUCCGUGGACAAGGCAGAGCGUGGUGGUCUCCUCUUUGUCGAAUUCAGCAUCGAAAAUGCCACCGUGGUAAAGGCACGACAAGAUCGGGUGGAGCAAAAUCGAAAGAAUGCAGAGAGGAGGACACUUCGAGAUGCCAAUGGUGGUAGUGGUGGUGGUAUGGAGUCUACUGCCGCACCUGCCUCAUUCUCUGAUGAGGGAGAGGAGGAAGAUGGCGAGCCCGAGGCAGAAGAGGACGUCCGUGGCAAGCGGCUUCCAAAGCGGGCCAACUGGAACCAAUCUACCAAGAAAAGGGGAAGCGAAGCAAAGAGCGCCGCCAGCGUUGGUAGCAAUGGCGCAAAGGGCAGCAAGAGGGACGAAACUCGAGUGCGAAAAGUCAAGGAGCAGGCUUCGGAUAAAGUUGGUAGGGAAGGAGGAGCAGCGGGAGACAAGUUGGGAAAUAAAUUGGGGAGCUUGAUUGGGAGGAAGAGAAAGGAUAGAAAGAAGGGGGCAAACUGA